Molecule: messenger RNA, 4215 nt
Organism: Ooceraea biroi (clonal raider ant)
Lineage: Eukaryota; Metazoa; Arthropoda; Insecta; Hymenoptera; Formicidae
Gene: Usp10
Product: ubiquitin specific protease 10
Biological process (GO): DNA damage response, signal transduction by p53 class mediator; protein deubiquitination; regulation of autophagy
Cellular component (GO): nucleus; cytosol
Molecular function (GO): cysteine-type deubiquitinase activity
Source: RefSeq, a predicted model, not a curated record
UCACACUUGGAGCCGAGCUUACCUCCUGAUCAUUCGGCGUCUGCGUUGGACCGCUCGUGCCCAGCUGCCGCAUCGUGAAUGCUCGCGCCUCGAGUCCGCCAACCUGUUUUCUUAGUGUCCAGAACGAGGCAAGAUCGGGAAGAGUUUCCAUUAUUUUUACGCAGACGCGUUACAGUCGUAGUUACACGAACGAGGUACGUUAUUAAUGUGAAACGGUGAGAAUCCAUCGUGGAACGUGGACGAUCCGUUGGUCACAUCCAACACCGAUUACCGGAGCUCCAAGCCCCAAGGCUCGUGCUAUUUUUAAUGUUUUGUACACAUUGUGGCUGUAAGCAUGAAUACGCGAAACGAGAUGGCUUUACGAUUUCUGGAUUUACAUGAUUUGAAUGAAGGUGACAAAGAUAACUUAAUGACCAUUCUCAAUUCUGAUAUAAAAACUGUAAAAUUGCCAUGGAAUACAUCAGACAACAAUAACAGCGAUAAUAAUUCUGUCGCGAUGACAGAAGUGCAAAAUGUUGAGCAACAUUCUUGGUACAAUGUGGUGCCAUCCACCUAUUCAGGACAAAUAAUGACGCAAAUGUGCAACGAUUGGCAAGCGCAAAUGUACAAUGUUCCCGCGAACGGUCACGUGCCGUUCAUGUCUGGAAUGGCAUAUCCGCAUCCUGGAUACGAUCUUGGCACUGAGAUCCAGGACGUGAGUUACGGUAGAGAGAAUGGACAUCGCAACGGUCGGCACAGGGGCGGAAGGAGGGACAAUUACAAUCGAACGCUGAAUCCCGCCAACGAGAUGCAGUCGAAAUACAUGGGCGAGCAGGCACAGUUUCAUUCGCAAAUACCGAUCGUAUACUACACGUACACCGAUCAGCAUCCAAUUUCGACGCAACAGCCUCAGGUAGCACCUUCCGGACAGAUCUAUUAUCCAUCCAUGUAUCCAUCACAGAUAUCGAUUUCUCAUCCGCAUCCAAGUGCACACGCGAUACCCUCGUCCCCCCCGCACGCGACGUAUCCCGAGCAUCACCAACCGUUGUCUAUCCCGCCACACAACACGUUUGUGCAACAAUUGCAACCCGUGCCAUCCCAGCAAGAGCAACCGGUAGAGCAACGGACCGUCGAGUCGCGUAGCGAACCUGUACAAAACACACGCACCUCCGACGAGUCGGCCUGCCGGCAAGUGAACGACAGCAGCAGUGGCUCCGCGCAGGCUAGCAUCGUUAAAGUCACGAAUACCGUCACUGUAAAUAACUCGACUCGGCGAGAGUCCACCAUCGAAAACGCGAAGGAAAACACUGCCAUUAGAAAAACUGUGACUAACGAUGAGAAGAAGAAGGCGUCGAGCGACGCGAGGGUACAACACAGCGUUGUGCGAAACACGAGUGAGACUUGCAAUGGGAUGGAGAAACACGAGUUGUGCGUUGAGGUGGAUCAAAAUAUCUGCAAAAAAAUCAAGGAUGAAAACGCGCCCAACGAUAAGACGACUGCCGUAAACGAUUCGCCUAAGUUAGUUCACGGAGCGGGCGAGAGUAAAGCGCAGGUUGAAGACGCCGCUCCGUCGAAAAAUGUCCAAGAUAAGACUGUCAGCGACAUGCCAAACGGUUCCUCCCCGGUCACGCCGAACGCUUCAUCGCCUGUAUCUGCAUGCGAAACACCCAAACCGAAGAGGUCUUACGCCAGUCUCUUGAAGAAGAACUGUUCUGAAGCGCCUUCAUCGUGCAAGACUGCGGCGUGCGCGAGUGAAAAUACCACGAUUCACCAGAACGGAUCGCCAGAGCAGAAGCAGCCGACGAGCGUUGAUACCACGCCAGAAAAGCAAAACGGUUUACCCAGUACGUUAAAUGGCGUGCUACAAAAUUACUAUGACCCUAAUACGUUUAGGAUAGGUGAGUUUUUAUCCAGCUAUCGAAUGGAUAAACACACCGUGAGUUUGAUACCGAGAGGAUUGACGAAUCGUAGCAAUUAUUGUUAUAUUAAUAGUAUUUUGCAAGCGUUGCUCGCUUGCCCGCCGUUUUACAAUCUUCUCAUGGCUAUGCCUGUCCCAAAAAAUUGGAGAAAUGCCCUCACACCCUUGCUUGACAAUAUGAUCAAAUUUGUUCGUGAGUUCGUACCCAUGACCGAGGCUGCCCGCUUGCCCAGGAAAGACAGAGCGAAUAAGCGUGGAGACGACGCAGUGGUAGAUAUACAUAGCGGCGUUGCUUUCGAGCCAUCAUAUGUAUAUACCAUGUUGAAAUAUACUUCCGCCGCUAGUGUCUUUUCUCAAGAUGGGCAGCAAGAUGCCGAAGAGUUUCUAUCUUGUUUAUUAAAUGGCAUCAACGACGAGAUGUUGGAGCUCAUGAGACUGGUCAAUAAUGAGGGAGCAGAGAACAAUGUCAGUAACGAUCGUAAUGACCGUAAUAACCACAAUGACCAUAAUGAGGAAGAGUGGCAGGUAAUGGGACCAAAAAAUAAGGGCGCUGCCACACGAUCCACGGAGUUGGAGAGAACUCCGCUGUCCGACAUAUUCCGGGGUCAACUGCGAUCCAGAAUAUCGCGGGCGGGAGAGCAGCCAACGGAAAAUAUACAGCCGUUUUUCACGCUGCAACUCGAUGUUCACAAAGCUGAGUCCGUGCGAAGUGCCUUCGAACUUCUCGUUGGAAAAGAUCAACUGGAGGGGAUGAGGUGCAGCAAAACCAGAAAACAGAUUGAAGCGUGGAAGCAGGUCACGCUGGAAGAGCUGCCCGUCGUCCUCAUCCUCCAUCUGAAAUGGUUUGUCUACAAGUUCGAUAGAUAUUCCAACGGAUGUUCCAAGAUACUUAAGAGCAUGGAAUUCCCCGUAGACCUAAAGAUCGAUGGAAAAUGCCUAUCUCCAAACACAAUGAAGAAGCUAAGUCCCAGGCAAAAGCAGUACAAAUUAUUUGCGGUGACUUAUCACGACGGCAAGGAGACGACCAAGGGCCACUACGUCACGGACGCCUUCCACGUAGGGUACGGGUCCUGGAUACGAUACGACGACAGCUCGGUGAAGUGCGUUUCGGAGAGCAACGUACUGAAGCCGGUAUCGCCAAGAGUACCCUACCUGCUUUAUUACAGAAGGUGCGACACCAUCGGUAAUAAUCAGUCGAAUGGCCCGCGUAUAGGCGCUUAAGAAUUUGUACGAAACUGUAUAUAUUAUAAUAUUAUAAAUAGUUAGAUAAUAGAUUUUACUUGUACAUAUGGGACUUAGAGUAUCUUUUUACAGUUUAAAAGUUUCUUGUUGAUAUAUAUACAUAUAUAUUUAUAUUUAAAUAAAAGUAUAAAUACGAAAACCGUUUAUAUUAUCCAUAGCGCGAGAGAAAGCGUAGAUCAGCAUCUUACAACUUCCUGUACUUCCAUAAAAUUUCGAUUAACAUUGUUGUUCCGAGAUAGAAAUUUUCUGAAAAAAAGAAAAGAAACAUGACGAAACAUUAAAAUUCGUCCGAGGUUCCGAUAUGGGGAUUCACAGUUUUUAGUGGAUCUAACAAGCGUUGUAUAUCAAAUGCUUUAUACGUUACAGUUUGUGAGAUGAUAAACGAGGCGCUUGUACAUACAUAUAUAGCUAUUUACAUAGUAUGUAUAUAUAUAUUCUUCUUUCUCUAAGAUUAUAUUGUAAAUGUUACUGGUUUUUCAAUUUAUUCGAAGAAUCGAGCAAAAGUGUAAGAAAGAUUUUUGAAAUUUAUGACGACGUGUGUGUGUGUGUGUGUGUGUGUAAAGUAAGAGCAGACGUUGUAUAUGUAAUACAUAGGUUAUUUUUUAUAUGAUCUUCCUGUACAGUAGAAAUCGAUUUCAACUUGCCAGACAUUCUCCAUAACAUGUAUUAAUCAUUUUCGUAUUCAGCGGUUUCAGUGUAUAUAACGCGAAUCAUGUGCAUGCAUUUUGUUUCAUUAUAUAUUUCUAUGGAUAUUUUCUUCUGUAUCCCCAUCAAACACAUUAUUUAAAUUCAUCUCACUGAUUAAGCAAUAGUUGGCAAGACAAAGAACUGAAAUAUUGUCAGAAAAAUUAUAUAUAUGUACGAUUGCCGAACGUUUUGUAUUUAAUUUUCUGUGUAAUAUCCAUGCGCAUUGAUUCUUGAAACCUAGUGUGUUCAGCAAAGUUCGUUUAUUAUUGCGUUCGAAAAUGUUUCAGAAAUGCAUUUUGUGUAACUUUGAAAAUCCAACUAAUUGUUUGCUGCGAUUGCGUACGAUUGAAUUGUGCGACGGAAAUUUUACUGCUAAACAACCUUUCGUG